AUGGGCCUCGGCGCACCAUCGGCUGCGUUUGGGCAGUGCGGAGGAGGGGCGCCCGGAGCGGGGAUGCCGGGCAUGCCGGGCGGGGGCAUGGCCGGAGGGGGCAUGCCGGGCAUGCCGGGCGGCAUGGGGGCCGGCAUGGGCUGCGGUAUGGGAGGCGCCCUCAUGGGCGGGCUUGGCGCCGGGCAGGUACCAGCGCCGGUGCCGGUCGGCAGCUUGGCGCGGAUGGCCCAGCCUGGCGCGCCGGCAGGAGGCAGCCUCCCGAACCUGGCAGCGAUGCGCUCCGGCGGCGCCGCUCCCGGCGGAGGCGCGGCGCCGGCAUUGCCCGCAGGCUGGGUGUCUGGCCGCGACCCGCACGGCCGCACGUACUACUACCACGCUGCGACAAACACGAGCCGGUGGGAGCCUCCGCCGGCAUCGCCUGUCGACCCGAAGAGCGGCGUCACCUACUACUGCAACCCGACGCUGAACGUGACGCAGUGGGAGUAUCCGACUGCCUGA
Messenger RNA from Emiliania huxleyi CCMP1516, 498 nucleotides. RefSeq lists its product as hypothetical. NCBI's taxonomy places the organism in Eukaryota, Haptophyta, Isochrysidales, Noelaerhabdaceae. Gene Ontology annotation, molecular function: protein binding. The coding region runs from base 1 to 498 and encodes 165 amino acids. The transcript has 3 exons. The record is from RefSeq and is a predicted model, not a curated record.